AUGUCUGUUCCUGCAAUCGUUUUCACUGAUUGGGACGGCACUGUCACCCUUCAAGACUCCAAUGACUACUUGACUGAGAACCUCGGGUUUGGACGUCCACGUCGUUUGGAAAUCAAUGAUGAGAUUCUUAACGGCCAAAAAUCCUUCAAGGAUGGCUUUUCCGAAAUGUUGGCGUCCAUUCCCACUCCGUUCCCUGAGUGUAUUGAAUACUUGUUGGAACAUGUGCAACUCGACCCAGGCUUCAAGGAAUUCUACCACUGGUGUGAAGCCAGAGGUAUUCCUGUGGUUGUUGUGAGUAGUGGAAUGACUCCAAUUAUUCUGGCACUUCUCACUAGGUUGGUGGGCACCGAAGCUGUCGCUAACAUUGAGAUUAUCUCCAACGGUGUAGAGGUAGAUGAAGCCACUGGAAAGUGGCAUAUUGUGUACAAGGACCCAGACACUGGCUUCGGUCAUGACAAGAGUCGCUCCAUCAGGGAAUAUUUGACCAAAAACGGAUACACAAAGGAGAACAUUCCUCCUCUUUUCUACUGUGGAGAUGGUGUCAGUGAUCUCUCUGCAGCCAAAGAGACCAAUUUGCUUUUCGCCAAACACGGUAAAGAUUUGAUCACUUAUUGCCGUCGUGAGAACAUUCCAUACACGGAAUUCAACAACUUCGAUGAUAUUUUCCGCAAAAUCCAGAGCAUCAUAGACGGAGGAAAGGAUUACAAGGAGUACAUUGAGAAUUAG
Messenger RNA from Sungouiella intermedia, 726 nucleotides. The record is from the annotation of a GenBank genome assembly. Lineage: Eukaryota; Fungi; Ascomycota; Pichiomycetes; Serinales; Metschnikowiaceae.